Molecule: messenger RNA, 822 nt
Organism: Pogona vitticeps (central bearded dragon)
Lineage: Eukaryota; Metazoa; Chordata; Lepidosauria; Squamata; Agamidae
Source: RefSeq, a predicted model, not a curated record
UGUUGCUAUGGAAGGAAGUGGAACAGCAUCAAGCCACCAAUCUGAAGAAAGCAGUUUGCUGGACAUACCAUGUCUGCUAAAUGCAGAAAGUUUUGGCUUGAACUUGAACCCAGGGAUGAAUGAUGAAGCUCUUAGUUCUGCCGAUGCAUUUGUUUCACCAGCAUCCACAGCAGGCAACACAGACCCAAGUAGCAUAGACUUCAAAGGGAACGCCAGUGGAGCCGACAUAACGUUGUGUCCUCAACCCUGUGAGAAGACAGAUCUUGUGAACUGUGUGAACACUGAACCAUUUCUACCUGAACUUCCUUUAUCUUGGACAUAUGAGCAAAAGGAUGAAGGAGAAUCCACCCUAAAAAAAUCUCUGGAUACGUUUUAUGGAACUUGCUGCCAGAAGAAGCCACAUGGAGGAAGUCCAGAAUACGAAGCAGCUUCGCAAUGUGUGUCUGUCAAAAUGGCAGAGCUAGCAGACAAAGGUGGAAUGAACUAUGCCCUGAAGAGUCUCCGGAUAGCACAGAUGGUUUUAAACCGAGAUGGGACUAAAGUACUUCCUCAACACUCCCGUAACACCUGCUUUUCUACUCCCCCUAAAGUCAGCCUUUGUUUAGAGCCAAAGAGGCAAGUCCCUGGACUCUCAGAUGAUAUCCUUCAACUUAUCAUGAAUCAGAAUGCAAUGAAAUGAAUUUCAUCCUGAAAUUAUUAAGUUUCUCAGCAUGUUUUCCUUCUUUUUAAAUUAUAUAUGCGGUGAUAAAAAAUUUUUUCCAAUGGACUGAGUUUAUCCCAAUGUCUCUCCAACGCCAAGAGCAAAAUAAAGGCACGAAAUAA